Molecule: messenger RNA, 1627 nt
Organism: Panicum virgatum (switchgrass)
Lineage: Eukaryota; Viridiplantae; Streptophyta; Magnoliopsida; Poales; Poaceae
Exons: 1
Coding region: 823-1530 (235 amino acids)
Biological process (GO): root development; shoot system development
Source: RefSeq, a predicted model, not a curated record
AGAGGUGACAGUAUAUUGGACAGACUAGAGGCAUUUCUGUAGACAUGAUUCCACAGCUCAGUUGGUUAUUUUCCCCAUUUACCAAACAAAAUGCACAGCAGCAUGUUUGGCUGAAAUAGUGAAAUUGGAUCAAAUUGGAGCAUGGAGCUUCCAGUAAUAUCUUCAGUUCUUCAUCGGUUCACCCUUGAUGUCACUGCACCCAUGGAAUUAAUCACCAGGGAAUCAUGUUCAUACACGCACUUUCACGGCUACUGAUUUUGAUGCUGCCUGCUGAACGACGAGCAAGAAAACCAUCCAUCCACGCAUACUGAAUGGAUCGAAUUCAGGCGGCGCUUGAACCAGACAUUCCUGGAACAUGCCCUUUACCAGGUGAGUACAAAAGGCCGAUCCUGCUUCGGAUUGCACAAACAUGGAUCAGCACUGAUGAACCUUCCAUGAACCUCUGCUGUUCCUGUUCCUUUCAGACUCCAGGCCGUCCACUGAACCCAAACGUCCAAACAGCACAUCAAGCCCUCGCGCGUGCACUGUACUCUGCUGGCAACGCAUCCAACAUGACAGCCCAGCCAUGUUAGUCAGCGGUACGUGGUGGGCUAGACAACAAAUGAAGGGCAUCAACUUGUCUAUUGCCUGCAAUCAGGAGUAGAUGGGGUGGUGGUCAUAGAGGUUCCUGCUGUCCUUCCAGUGUACGCACACCAUCUCCUCAACCUCCUGAUUAUAAGUAGGGGGCUGCGAGUACAAAAAUGAUCAGUUCACCGUUUGCUCCCUUUGCCUAUCUCAUCUCCCAUCUAACACUGAAAGAUUGCACAACUUUUCAUUCCAAACAUGGCCGGCCAUCACCGAUCAACAAGCUGGCCGUCAAUGGCUCAUCCCAACAAGAUUGAAAUUCAAGAAGCUCUGCACAGCAUAAGUUCGCUCAUCUCUACGCCAUCGGCCACCAUCGAAGGGGUAUGCGAUGGUCUGAGGAGACUUGGAGAUAUCUACAGCAGCAUCAACGAGGCCAUAUGCUUGCAUAGCAACCAGGUACAUGGGAAGAGGCUGGAGGAAGAAAUGGAGAGGUCGCUUCAGGUGCUGGAUCUCUGCAACACCAUGCAAGAAAGCUUCACUGACCUGAAGAUGACCAUCCAGGAGCUGCAAAUGGUUCUCAACAGAGGAGACCUCCCAGUAGCUCAGGUUAAGGCUCAAUCCUACGCCCGCUUGGUGAAGAAGGCAAAGCAUCACCUGAAGAAAGCCGUCAACAAGUCUACCUCAGAUGAUGAUGCCCGGUUGGUCAGUUUAUUGACCACAGCAGGAGGAAUCACUGUCUCGGCACUCAAAUCUGCAGUGGAGCUCUUGUCGAAGCAAAUGGCUACCUGCAGCGCGAGCAAGUGGUCUCUCAUCACCAAAUCUAUCCAAAAGAGAAGAGUUUCAUGCGAGGAGGUGCAAUUGCAGGCACUAGAGUUGGAUAUUUUAGGCCUAGAGAGUUCAGUUGAGAACCUUUUCAGAAAUUUGAUCCAAACCAGGGUCUCUCUUCUGAACACUCUCAGCUCUUAGAUUCUACACUGGUGCUCUGCGAUUGGCAUCCGAAUUUUAUAGGACCUGUCAAUCGGCAUGAAAUUUUGUACAUCAAAUGUAUACAGGUCUAAAGAUA